This is a messenger RNA of Zingiber officinale, 2547 nucleotides long. Its product is annotated as transcription factor TGA2.2-like. Gene Ontology annotation, biological process: regulation of DNA-templated transcription; DNA-templated transcription. Bases 1328 to 2323 code for a protein of 331 amino acids. The record is from RefSeq and is a predicted model, not a curated record. Lineage: Eukaryota; Viridiplantae; Streptophyta; Magnoliopsida; Zingiberales; Zingiberaceae. The transcript is spliced from 9 exons. Gene Ontology annotation, molecular function: sequence-specific DNA binding; DNA-binding transcription factor activity.
UAUUCUUCUUAUUCUUUUUUUUCUCCGCCUCUCGAUAGAUAUUGCUUUUAAGUUUAUUUGGCUCCUGCAAUCCACCUCUACUAGUAUUAGACUAGUAGUCGAACCUGUUUCUGGAAUGAAAUUGUGCCUUGCAAUCCGUUUGUCGGCUGAAUUUUUGGCGUUUCUGAUCCAUUAGUUUUUCUAAGGGAUGGAUAUUUGAGCAAGCAAGUAGAAUAGAUGUUUCUGCCAGACCAUUUGAAAGAGAAAGAGAUUCUUAACAGUUUACUUGGUAACGAAUCUUUGUGAAGUUGUUGCCACUAACAGGAUAUGCAUCUACUAACUGUAUCUAACGAGCAUACAAGAUUAGAUUUGAGAAAGGUCAUUUUUUUUUCUUUGAGUCAGAGUUUUCUUGUAUUUAUAAGGUCUGAAAAAUCAUUUAUUACCACAGUUGACCAUGUAUCUGUGAAAGAGGGUGUGUAUCUUCAAUAUGAUGGGAAGUUCAUUGAUGUAAAAAAGACAAGUCCUUAAAGCUGACUCUUGAUUGAUCUUGUAAAAAAUUCAUUUUAUACAUUCUUGAUAGCUCUAGCACUACUAGCUACUAUAUCAUAGAUAGCCUUUAUCAUCACUUCAACAUAAGUUCUCAAUACUCUUUUCAUUCACUAAAACCCGACAAUCGAACUAUCUUGAGUCUUUUACUAAGUUAGAAUUCAUAAUACAUUGCAGUAUUUGUUCUCAAAUAGUUUGUGGUAUCUUGCUAGUGCUACUAUAGACUUGUACACGAGUGAUUUUUGUAUAAUUUUCUUCUGUCAUUCAAUUGUCUGGUAGCCAAGUAAUUUGUGGCAGCUAAUGUUUGUUUUCUUUUAUAAUUACUUAGAUUAUUAUGAUUGUGCAAUACAUGGGACCAUAUUACUGCAUCAUUGUUCAGUCUUGUUCAUUAACGAGAUAUUAACUCUUGUUCAUUGGAGAGUAGAAUGAAGUUAGUUUGGUUUUAAUUGUACAUACAAUUUUCUAUUUGGUUCCAAGGAAGACAGAUUGGGAUGCUUAAAUAUCGGUGUAUUGCAUGUAAAUCUGAAAAUGAAUUAGCAUCUAGUUUCAUCUCUUAGCAGUGGACUUGAGUGGUAGUAGGAUACAUGUGCAUAUCAAUUAAUUUGGAGUUUAAGUCGUUGCUUCAUUUUCAUGCUUUGCCAUUAUGCAGAUGUGGCAACUAAGUGUAUGACUCAUCGAGCCAUUCAUUUUGAUCCUUCUCGAUCAGGAGUUUCUACCGACAUAAACAUUCCAACUGCCUACUGUUGAGUCAUUGCCACUACAAAAGAAGGGUCCGCUACCGAGUUACAUCACUUUUGCCGUGAUGGCAGAUGGUAGCCCCAGGACAGAUACCUCCACCGAUGUGGACACUGAUGAGAAAGAUCAGAGGUUCGAUGGUCAACUUGCUGCUGUUGCAGCUUCUGAUUCUAGUGAUAGGUCGAAAGACAAAACACUCGAUCAAAAGACUCUUCGUCGCCUUGCACAAAAUCGUGAAGCUGCCAGAAAGAGUCGGUUAAGGAAAAAGGCUUAUGUACAACAACUAGAGAGCAGUAGAGUAAAGCUGACCCAACUUGAGCAGGAGUUUCAAAGAGCUCGUCAGCAGGGUAUUUUCAUCUCUAGCUCAGGAGAUCAAUCACAUAACAUGGGCGGGAAUGGGGCAAUGGCUUUUGAUGUUGAAUAUGCACGAUGGCUUGAAGAACAUAACCGACAGACAAAUGAACUGAGAGCAGCAGUUAAUGCUCAUGCGAGUGAAAACGACCUACGCAUUAGCAUCGAUAGUAUCAUGGCACACUAUGAGGAAAUAUUCAGGCUCAAGGGCGUUGCCGCAAAGGCAGAUGUCUUUCACAUAUUAUCGGGAAUGUGGAAGACACCGGCUGAAAGAUGUUUCCUAUGGCUCGGGGGUUUCCGAUCAUCUGAACUUCUAAAGUUACUUGCAAACCAGCUCGACCCUCUAACCGAGCAGCAAUUGAUGGGGAUAUGCAAUCUCCAACAGUCAUCCCAGCAGGCUGAGGAUGCCCUCUCUCAAGGGAUGGAGGCCUUGCAGCAGUCCCUAGCCGAAACAUUGGCCGGUUCUCUCGGUCCCUCGGGAUCGUCAGGAAAUGUAGCAAAUUACAUGGGUCAGAUGGCUAUGGCCAUGGGGAAACUCGGUACUCUCGAGAACUUUCUUCGCCAGGCUGACAAUCUCCGGCAGCAAACCUUACAACAAAUGCAUCGGAUAUUGACUAUAAGACAGUCUGCUCGGGCAUUCCUCGCCAUAAGUGAUUACUUCUCGCGUCUCCGUGCCUUGAGCUCCCUCUGGCUCGCUCGGCCUAGGGAGUAAGAAGAAGCUUCAGGUGCUCGGCCGAGCUUCCUAUUCCGCUCGAUCGUGUGCGUAAUCUGUCGAUGUUUCUAUCGGUUUAGUGAUUACUAGCUUUAGCAGUAUGGAUGGAAAGAUGGAUGAAUCUGUUGGUGUUUGGUAGAAACAACCAACAGAGUUAAAUUGAACUCGGAUCAUGUUCAGCCAUCAUGCUCCAUCUUCAUGCAAUGAAACUUCUGUGAAACAAA